AUGUGGAAAAGGAUAACAAGUUCCCUUUUUCAACGAUUUACUCUUCCAUUAUAUCAUCGAAAGUUUCCAAUUAAAAAGUUAUCCAUUAAAAGGGAACUCUCAACGUUACAACCAAUAAAAAUGAGUAACACUUUUGCGCAACAUUUACAAAAAUUGUCCAUCAACGAUCCACCUGUCUUUGAAGGUUCUCACCCAGAGGCCAAUGUCGUUGAUUUGAUGAGAAACUACGUCGCUGAAGAACUUUCUAAAGUUUCUGGUGUUGAUGCCAAGCAAAUUUAUCCAGCAUUAGAGUGGACAAAUACUUUGGAAAGAGGUGAUCUUCUAAUUCCAGUGCCAAGACUAGUCAGACAAAAAGGUAUCAACCCAAGAGAAAUCGCACAAGAAUGGGCUGAAAAAUUCCCACAAGGUGAAUUAAUCAGCAACGUCGAAGCAAAUGGACCAUUUGUGCAGUUUUUCUUCAACCCACAAUUUUUAUUCCAUACCGUUGUCCCUGACAUUUUAACCAGAACCGAAGACUAUGGUGCUUGUAAAUAUGUGGAAAACAAAAAAGUGCUUAUUGAAUUUUCAUCUCCCAAUAUUGCGAAGCCAUUUCAUGCUGGCCAUUUGAGAUCUACCAUUAUUGGUGGAUUUUUGUCCAAUUUGUACGAAAAGUGUGGUUGGGAAGUCAUUAGAAUGAACUAUCUUGGUGACUGGGGUAAGCAAUUUGGUAUCCUUGCCGUUGGUUAUGAAAGAUACGGUGAUGAGAAAAAAUUAGCCGAAGACCCAAUUGACCACUUGUUCCAAGUUUACGUCCGUGUCAAUAAGGAUAUUGAACAAGAAAGUGAUUCAUUACCAGAAUCCGAAUCCACUGAUGGUCAAUCCCGUGCAUAUUUCAAGAGAAUGGAAGAUGGUGACCCAGCUGCUAUAAAACUAUGGCAGAAAUUCCGUGAAUUAUCCAUUGAAAAAUAUAUCGGCACUUAUGCUCGUCUAAACAUCCAUUAUGAUGUCUACUCUGGUGAAUCUCAAGUUUCAAAAGAAUCUAUGGAGAAAGCAUUAAAACUUUAUGACGAAAAGGGAUUGGUUCACAUUGAUAGAGGUGCUAAGUUGAUAGAUAUGACUAGAUUCAACAAGAAAUUGGGUAAAGUUAUUGUCCAAAAAUCUGAUGGUACUACUCUAUAUUUGACUAGAGAUAUCGGUGCUGCUAUUGAUCGUUACAACAAGUACCACUUCGAUAAAAUGAUCUAUGUUAUCGCAUCUCAACAAGAUCUCCACACCGCUCAAUUCUUCGAGCUUCUCAAACAGAUGGGAUUUGAAUGGGCCAAGAAUUUGCAUCAUGUCAAUUUUGGUAUGGUUCAAGGUAUGUCUACCAGAAAGGGUACCGUUGUUUUCUUGAACAACAUCUUGGAAGAAACCAAGGAUAACAUGCAUGAAGUUAUGAAGAAGAACGAAGUUAAAUAUGCUCAAGUGGAAAAUCCAGACGAAGUGGCAGAUUUGGUCGGUAUCUCUGCAGUCAUGAUUCAAGACAUGCAAGGUAAACGUAUUAACAACUACGAAUUCAAAUGGGAAAGAAUGCUUUCAUUUGAAGGUGACACUGGUCCAUAUUUGCAAUACGCUCACUCUAGAUUAAGAUCAAUGGAGAGAAAUGUUCCAGAUAUCACUGUCGCUGACAUGAAAAAUGCUGAUUUCAAACUUCUGCAAGAACCUGCUGCCAUUGCAUUGGUUAGAUUGUUGUCUCAAUACCCUGACGUUUUGAGAAAUGCUCUUAAGACUCAUGAGCCAACUACUGUGGUUACCUAUUUGUUCAAGUUGACUCACCAAGUUUCUUCUUGUUAUGAUGUCUUGUGGGUUGCUGGUCAAACUAAGGAGUUGGCUACAGUUCGUCUAGCACUUUAUGCUGCUACUAGACAGGUCUUGUUCAACGGUAUGAAAUUGUUGGGUUUGACUCCAGUCGAAAGAAUGUAA
This is a messenger RNA of Zygosaccharomyces rouxii, 1941 nucleotides long. RefSeq names its product arginine--tRNA ligase. Gene Ontology annotation, molecular function: arginine-tRNA ligase activity; ATP binding. The transcript has a single exon. Lineage: Eukaryota; Fungi; Ascomycota; Saccharomycetes; Saccharomycetales; Saccharomycetaceae. Bases 1 to 1941 code for a protein of 646 amino acids. Gene Ontology annotation, cellular component: mitochondrion; cytoplasm. The record is from RefSeq and is a predicted model, not a curated record. Gene Ontology annotation, biological process: arginyl-tRNA aminoacylation; mitochondrial translation.